AUGGUACCCCCCUCUACUGAUAACACCAACCCUGCUGAGGUUCCUACAGACUUCCACAAUGCUCAGCACUGGGUGAGCUUGAGAGCUGGGGAUGCCUCUGAGGAGGAUGCGGCAAUAGAAGAUGACGCCGCGAGCUCUACCGAGUCAAUCUCGUCCAGUAUUCUUCACUACCGAACCAUCCAUGGAAGGACUUAUCAUUCCAAACGAGGAAACGCCCAGUACUGGACACCAAAUGAUGAGCACCACAAUGAGUCAAUGGACAUCAAUCAUCACCUUCUCUCCCUCUCCCUCAACGGCAAGCUUUACCUUGCUCCGCUAAAAAAUGAUAUCAAAAAAGUCAUAGAUAUUGGAACUGGCACUGUCAGUGAUUUCGCCGACCAGUAUCCCAAGGCCGAGGUCAUUGGGACAGACAUCUCUCCAAUCCAGCCCACUUGGAUUCCCGCAAACCUGAAGUUCGAAAUCGAGGACUGCACCCAAGAAUGGACAUUUGAACCAGAAUCUUUCGACUACGUACAUAUGCGCUACCUCUGUGGAAGCAUCAGUGACUGGUCCGCCCUGUUCAAGGAAGCGUUUAGAGUUUGCAAGCCCGGCGGUUGGGUUGAGAGUUAUGAAGCUUCUCCUCGUAUGGAAAGUGAUGAUGGAAGCGUUACUGAGACGUGCGCUAUUAAUGAAUGGGGGAAAUUCUUCAUCGAGGGUGGCAAGAAGCUAAACCGUACGUUCGAGAUCUUAGAUAAAGAUCUCCAGAGGAAGGGCAUGGAAGAGGCCGGCUUUGUCGACGUUCAGGUCUGGGACUUCAAGGCACCUAUCGGCGGCUGGGCCGAGGAUCCUCGCAUCAAGGAGAUUGGUCAGUUUGCCCAGGCUGCUCUCGAGCAGGAUUACGAGGGUUAUGUGCUUUUCAUGGCCAACAUGGUCCUCGGUUGGUCCAAGGAGGAGGUCUCGACCUAUUGCGCCCAGCUUCGUCGUGAGAUCCGCUCGGGCAAGUUUCAUCCUUUUUACCGCCAGCGGGUUGUGUAUGGCCGAAAGCCAGAGUAA
Molecule: messenger RNA, 1032 nt
Organism: Fusarium vanettenii 77-13-4
Lineage: Eukaryota; Fungi; Ascomycota; Sordariomycetes; Hypocreales; Nectriaceae
Exons: 8
Coding region: 1-1032 (343 amino acids)
Molecular function (GO): methyltransferase activity
Source: RefSeq, a predicted model, not a curated record